AUGUCAUACAACGACGAUCGCCGCGAAUACGACCAGCAGUCUGGCUAUGGUGGUCGUGGAGACGACCGUCGCGAACACGAGCAGGGCGGGUAUGGCGGUGGCGGUGGCCGCCGCGAAGAAUACGGCCGACCCCAGGAAGGCGGCUUUGGUGGGCCUGCUCUAGGUGACGAAGAGAGGAGAGGCGGAGGAGGAGGUUAUGGCUCCUCUGGCGGUUACGGUGGUGGUGGUGAGCGCAGAGAAGAAUAUGGAAGGCCGCAGGAGGGCGGCUACGGUGGUCCAGCGUUGGGUGACGAGAGACGCGAAGACCACGGUGGACGACGACACGAGGGUGGAGGAUACGACAACGACCGCCCCAGCGGAGGCUACUCUGGAGGCGGUGGCUACGGCGACGACAGGCGCCAAGAGUCCCGUCCCAGUGGGGGCUACUCAGGUGGUGACGACUAUAAUGACCGCCCAUCCGGAGGUAGCAGCUAUGGAGGUAACACUGGAGGGUACGGCGGAUCAGGCAGCCACGGAGGUCAACACUCUUCGGGCACAUCCUACGGCGGCGGCGGUGGCUAUGGUGGUGCCUCGGACGAUUUCUCAGGUGCGGCCCAGCAUGCUUCGAGCGAGUCUGGAAACAGCGGCGACAACGACCUGUUUAGCAACGUCCUCGGUAUGCUGUCCGGCAAGAAGGACAAGCUCAAGGAUGAGGAUGUAGAUGAAGACGAUGCAGUCAAGCAGCACGAGAAAUUCUACGGCGGUGGUGGCCACGGCGGUAACGAGCAAGCCAGCUCAAACAACGUCGGCGCUGCUGCGGCUAUGCAAGCCAUGAAGAUGUUCAACAAUGGCAGUAACGAGGAUGCCAAGGGUGGACAGAACAAGUUCAUCGGGAUGGCCAUGGGUCAGGCAGCCCAGCUGUUCGACAAGCAGCAAAGCGAGGGCAAGACUGAUCCGGCUGCUACUAAGCAAGAUGCCAUUGCUCAGGCUGCACAGAUGGCUCUCAAGUUCUAUCUGAAAUCGCAGAUGGGCGGAGGCAGCGGUGGAAGCGGCGGUGGUAACUCUGGAGGCGCUCUCGGUAGCGCGCUCAACAUUGCGAGCAAGUUCAUGAGCAAAUAG
Messenger RNA from Alternaria burnsii, 1098 nucleotides. RefSeq lists its product as uncharacterized. Lineage: Eukaryota; Fungi; Ascomycota; Dothideomycetes; Pleosporales; Pleosporaceae. The record is from RefSeq and is a predicted model, not a curated record. The coding region runs from base 1 to 1098 and encodes 365 amino acids. The transcript is spliced from 2 exons.